UGGUUGACUUUCCUUUUAUAUCAUUUUUAUGUUGAUCAAUAUUGCUUUUAAUAUAAUUGUUUUACUUAUUUGCAUAUUUAACUUGCAUAACAGUUGAAAAAUAAACAGUGUCAUAUUACUCAGUUUAAUGGUGAAUGAUGUACUCGUCAUUUGUAUGAAAAGACAUGGUAAUUAACCAGUAUGAACAGAUACAUUAUUUUAAACCAAUUAGGAGAUGGCACGUAUGGAUCUGUUGUAUUAGGACAAAACAUAGAUACCGGAGAAAAAGUGGCUAUUAAAAGGAUGAAAAGAAAAUAUUAUUCUUGGGAAGAAGCUAUGAGUUUAAGAGAAGUUAAGUCUCUAAAGAAAUUGAAUCAUGCGAAUUUGAUUAAACUGAGAGAAGUUAUAAGAGAAAACGAUACCCUUUACUUUGUUUUUGAACACAUGAAAGAAAAUUUAUAUCAGCUUAUGCGAAGUCAAACAAAAUUUUUUCCUGAACAAUCAAUAAGAAAUAUACUUUAUCAGAUUUUCCAAGGAUUAGCUUUUAUGCAUCGGCAUGGUUUUUUCCAUCGUGACAUGAAACCAGAAAACCUCUUAUGUUGUGGUCCAGAAUUAGUUAAGAUUGCCGAUUUUGGCUUGGCUCGAGAGACUAGAUCUCGUCCUCCGUAUACUGAUUAUGUAUCAACUCGAUGGUAUCGAGCUCCAGAAGUAUUACUGCACUCAGUUAAUUAUAACACACCAAUUGACUUAUGGGCUGUUGGUUGCAUAAUGGCCGAGCUAUACACAUUUAGACCACUAUUUCCAGGUACUAGUGAGAUUGAUCAAAUAUUCAAAAUAUGUUCUGUCAUGGGUACACCAGACAAGAAGGAAUGGUUUGAAGGUUACCAAUUAGCUUCUGCUAUGAAUUUUAAAUUUCCGCAAUUUAAGAAAUUAGUGUUAAAUACAGUAGUUCCUAAUGCAAGCCGUGACGGUAUAAAUUUGUUAGAGCUAUUACUCAGUUGGAACCCAAUAAAAAGACCUAAUGCUCAAAAUGCAUUAAGACAACCAUAUUUUCAAGUUGGACAACAACAUCUUGGACAUGAUAAUAAUGAAUUACUAUACAUUAAAAACAAUCAAUGGCAAAAAAGACAACCACCGUCAUUAAUGAAAUCACAUAACUCCCUUCUUCAAACAGCUAAGCCCACGUUUCAUGAUAUUAAUAAUGAAGAGUUGAAAUAUGAUAAACAGUGGACACAUUUAAUAGAUAAGCCAACCAUAGUGAGUAGCAAAGAAAAAAUGUGGUACAAUAAUGAUGUCGAAGCUGUAAAGUUAAAUAAAAAAAAAUUGAGUGCUAAAGAACAUUAUUUAUCUGUGGCGAGAUAUGUUGUAGGGAAAUCAACACAAUUAAAAUCUGAUGAGAAAGUAAAAAGUUUAAAAAGUGAGAAGUCUCUUACUAGCAGAUUAUCAUACGAUUUGAAUGACAAAGCUCAAGAUAUCAAACGAUUAGCCAGCAACAGAAACGACUGGUUCGCAAAGUAUUUCGAGUGAUGACAUCGAUGAGUGUUGUCAUUGUCCUGAUAAAAUCAAAUCAACUGUGGUAAACGAAAUAAUCAAAAUUAUGUAUAAGUUUAGUCAUAUUUAUAAAUAAAUUAUUUUUCUGUUAAAAAUUACACUAAUAUACUAAAAUAAAAUAAAACUAUUUUAUUAAAUUAAUUUAAUAGCUCAAUAACAAU
Molecule: messenger RNA, 1691 nt
Organism: Daktulosphaira vitifoliae (grape phylloxera)
Lineage: Eukaryota; Metazoa; Arthropoda; Insecta; Hemiptera; Phylloxeridae
Product: serine/threonine-protein kinase MAK-like
Exons: 9
Coding region: 181-1506 (441 amino acids)
Biological process (GO): intraciliary transport; protein phosphorylation; cilium assembly
Cellular component (GO): cilium; nucleus; cytoplasm
Molecular function (GO): ATP binding; protein serine/threonine kinase activity
Source: RefSeq, a predicted model, not a curated record